CUUAAGUUACCGCCAUUUUGGAAAGCGUGUUUCCUUUCUUAGUCGAACGGUGGAGGAAGGCGGUUCGCUCUUGAAGAAGACUAUAAUUUCAAGCAUUUUAGACUUAUUUGCUUUUUGUCUACCCAAACAGCUGUGUAGAAAUGGAAGCUGGAAAAAUCUUUGUCGGGGGCCUGAGCUGGGACACUGAUAAGGAUGCUUUGCAGUCAUAUUUUUCUCAGUAUGGAGAGGUUACCGAUUGCAUUGUCAUGAAGAAUCAGCAGACUCAAAAGUCAAGGGGCUUUGGAUUUGUCACCUUCCGUGACCCUUCUGCAGUUGAUGUUGUUUUGUCUGCUGGAAAGCACAGUAUUGAUGGACGAAAUGUGGAUGCCAAGCCCUGCAGUGCAAGGGGCUCUGGAGGUGGUGGCGGCGGCGGUGGUGGAGCUGGCGGAAGGGGUGGACGUGGUGGCGGAAGUGGUUUCACCGGCAGAACAACAAAGAUAUUUGUUGGGGGUUUACCGAAUGAUGCAAAUGAAGACAACCUGAAGAGUUUUUUCUCAAGAUUUGGACAGGUUGAAGAUGUUGUGAUCAUGUAUGACCAGGAAAAGAACAGACCAAGAGGAUUUGGGUUUUUGACCUUCGACAGUGAAGAUGCAGUUGAGGCAGCCGUAAAGGAACACUAUUUGGACUUCAGCGGAAAAAAGGUUGAGUGCAAAAGAGCAGAACCGCGUCAGGGCGGCGGAGGAAGAGGUGGUGGCCGCAUGGGAAGAGGUGGCUACAAUGGCGACCAAGGCUGGGGUGGCAUGGGAGAUGGAGGCUCUGGAUGGAACCAGAAUCAGAUGUACAACAAUUACGGUGGAGGUCAGCAAGGCUAUGGUAGCUACGGACAGCAAGGAUAUGGUCAAGGAUACGAUCAGUCGUGGAAUCAAGGCUAUGGGCAGCAGGGAUAUGGGCAGCAAAGCUGGGGAGGACAGCAAGGAGGAUAUGGACAGAACUGGGGAGGUCAAGGCGGCUAUGGACAACAAGGAGGAUGGCAGCAAAAUGGUUAUGGAGGCAGCAGUGGUGGUGGUGGCGGCAGCGGCGGUGGCUACGGCGGUUCCCAAGAUGGUGGAUACGGUGGUGGCGGCUAUGGGCAGCAGAGUGGUGCUGGAAAAGUCUCAGGUGGUGGUGGUGGUGGUGGUGGAGGAGGCUCUCAAGGCUACCACCCAUACAAGCGCUGAAAGUCUUCUUUUGGGGGGGAUAGUCCUCACUAUGAUAAUGUACAUAGGAUCAUUUGAUACUUUUUUUUGGCCCCUGAUUUUUUUUCUUGAAAACAAGGCAUGAGAAUCUUUACUUUAGUGGAUUAGAGAACUUAGGCUUUUAAAGUAUACGUUAGGCAGAAUUUUUAACCAUACUUCUGUGGUGAAUCCAUUGGGGGGGGGGGGGGGGUGUUGCACUAAGCAUACUAAGCUUUGCGAAGACUUGUGGAGUCUUAACGGAUUUGUUUGGAGAACUUUAUACAAAUUGCAAAUGUUGUGGAACUGAACGUUUUUAGGUGGUUUUUUUUUCAAUUGUAGAGUUGCACUUUAGGGAGGGGAGGUGUAAAAUCAAAAUAUUUGCUGCCCAUUCCUAAGUCUGUAUCUCUUCAUGUUGUUUACGUGGACCAUAUGUCAUUUUCAUUUCCUGCAUCAAAAUAUUCACAACUGUUAUUGUCAUUUUGAAGUUGUCUUGUAAAUAAAAUUUGUUCAAGUAAAUUUU
Messenger RNA from Aplysia californica (California sea hare), 1713 nucleotides. RefSeq names its product heterogeneous nuclear ribonucleoprotein 1. The transcript is spliced from 10 exons. NCBI's taxonomy places the organism in Eukaryota, Metazoa, Mollusca, Gastropoda, Aplysiida, Aplysiidae. The coding region runs from base 141 to 1196 and encodes 351 amino acids. Gene Ontology annotation, molecular function: RNA binding. The record is from RefSeq and is a predicted model, not a curated record.